AUGUCCGGCACUCUAUCCGCACAAGCCGAGGCUCUUGUCUCCAAGAUAAAAGAGCUUGAAACGUCAAGUAACAACAUCAGUCGAGCUGAUCGUCUUCGAUUAGUCCAGUCGUUGGAGAAAUUGACGCUGCAAUUGAAAGAUCCAAAGGAUGCAAUUUUUGACCAUUUGACCAAUGUAUUUUCGCUCGUCAAUCUGCGAGCUUUGCUGGAGUUGGAGGUGCCCCAAAAUAUACCUACGACAGGAAGUAUCUCGGCUACUGAACUGGCUGAGAAAGUCAAGGCUGAUGCAUCGCUGAUCGUUCGUCUUAUGCGAAUAUUGACCGUCACCGGUAUCUUUGCCAUGGUUGGUCCAGAUGAAUAUGCUCACACGCCAUACUCAUUGGCUUAUAUCGAGGGACACGAAGUUGACUUCCUUAAAUUAUGCUGCGAUGAGAUUCUCGUAGUCACAUCUCGUCUCCCUGAAUACUUCCGCGCCGUUGGUGCCCGUGAUACCACCAGCAUGACCGAAAACCCAUUCACAUGGGGAAAUGGAAAGCUAGGAUCAAGCUUCUUUGAAAUAAUUUCUCAAGAUCCACGCCGAAUUAAACAGUUCGACAUCGCAAUGUCGACUCAAGACCAUACUUUGCCCGUUUUGGGCAUGUAUCCAUUUGGCGAGGAGCUUAUUAACUCCCCUGAUUUGGGGAAUAGGGCUUUGAUUGUAGAUAUUGGCGGUGGUAGGGGUCAGUCAUUGUUGCAGAUUAAGGAGAAGUGGCCUCAGUUGCGAGGGAGAAUGAUUCUCCAGGAUCGGCCUGUGGUUCUCAAUUCUUUUCCUGAAUUACCAGGAAUCGAGAAGAUGCCUCAUAAUUUCUUCACACAGCAGCCCGUCAGAUACGCACAUGCAUACUAUAUUCGCCGCUGCAUACACAACUGGACAGACGAACACUCCAUCCAGAUCCUGAAAGUAAUUGUCCCAUCCAUGGCCCCUGAUUCACGCGUCCUCAUUGGUGAAAUGGUCGUCCCAGAAUACAACAGUAUCCGUCCCGGUGGUGUCGAGGACAUGGCCCCUUACUGGAUGGACCAUAAUAUGUUUGCAUUUGGUGGGAGGGAGCGCACAAAGUCGGAUUUUGAGAAGCUUUUCGCAGCUUCGGGGUUGAAACUAGUUAAGGUUUGGCAGAGUGAGGCGUCGAGUCAGGCUGUGUUGGAGGCUAGGCUGGCCGAUUCAUGA
Messenger RNA from Talaromyces stipitatus ATCC 10500, 1203 nucleotides. RefSeq names its product O-methyltransferase. NCBI's taxonomy places the organism in Eukaryota, Fungi, Ascomycota, Eurotiomycetes, Eurotiales, Trichocomaceae. Gene Ontology annotation, molecular function: O-methyltransferase activity. The record is from RefSeq and is a predicted model, not a curated record. The coding region runs from base 1 to 1203 and encodes 400 amino acids. The transcript is spliced from 5 exons.